Messenger RNA from Microtus oregoni (creeping vole), 4728 nucleotides. It is a transcript of the gene Abi3bp, whose product is annotated as ABI family member 3 binding protein. Gene Ontology annotation, molecular function: protein binding. The coding region runs from base 38 to 3628 and encodes 1196 amino acids. Gene Ontology annotation, biological process: positive regulation of cell-substrate adhesion; extracellular matrix organization. Lineage: Eukaryota; Metazoa; Chordata; Mammalia; Rodentia; Cricetidae. The transcript is spliced from 41 exons. The record is from RefSeq and is a predicted model, not a curated record.
CGGAGCAUCACUCCUCCUGUGAGCAGGCAAAUGCAACAUGCUCUCCAGCCUGGGGUGUCUGCUUCUCUGUGGAAGUAUUGCCCUUGCCCUGGGAAAUGCACAGAAAUUGCCAAAAGGUAAAAGACCAAGCUUGAAAGUGCACAUCAACACCACCAGUGACUCCAUCCUGUUGAAGUUCCUGCGUCCAAAUCCAAGUGUAAAAUUGGAAGGUUUUCUCUUGGGAUAUGGCAGCAACGUGUCUCCAAACCAAUACUUCCCUCUUCCCACAGAAGGGAAAGUCACUGAGGCAGUAGUAGAUGCAGAGCCAAAGUAUCUGAUAGUCGUGCGACCCGCUCCUCCUCCCAGUCAGAAGAAGUCAUGUUCAGGGAAAUCUCGCUCUCGAAAACCUCUCCAGCUUGUGGUUGGUACUUUGACACCAAGUUCAGUCUUCCUGUCCUGGGGUUUCCUCAUCAAUCCACACCACGACUGGACAUUACCAAGUCACUGUCCCAAUGACAGAUUUUAUACAAUUCGAUAUAGAGAAAAAGAUAAAGAAAAGAAAUGGAUUUUUCAACUCUGUCCAGCUACUGAAACAAUUGUGGAAAAUCUCAAGCCCAACACGGUAUAUGAAUUUGGUGUAAAAGACAAUGUAGAAGGUGGAAUUUGGAGCAAGAUUUUCAACCAUAAAACUAUUGUUGGAAGUAAAAACAAAGUAAACGGGAAAAUCCAAAGCACUUAUGACCAGGUCCACACGGUGCCAGCGUAUGUCCCGAGGAAGCUAAUCCCAAUCACAAUCAUCAAGCAAGUGAUUCAGAAUGUUACCCACAGGGCUUCAACAAAAGCCCCAGAGAAGACUCCCUUUGGAGGAACAAUACUAGUUCAUCUUAUUAUUCCGGGUCUUAAUGAUUCCACGGUAAAACUUCCCACAUCCAUAAUGCUUGAGAUUUCGGAUGCACUCAAGGCACAAUUAGCUAAGAAUGAAACGUUUACAUUAGCAGCAGAAUCUAAAACGCCAGAAGUUGAAAAAGUUGAAGCCCAGCCAGUAACAGUGACUCCAGAAACAGUUUCAAGAAGCAUUAAGCCCACAGUGUCUAGUGCCUUAGACACAGCAGAAACGGCGCUGGACCUCAGUGAGAAGACCCCAGAAACAGCACAUUCGGUUCUAAUACCUGAGUCUGAAUUGCCUUUGAGCACUCUAGCCCCAAAAAGGUUCCCAGAGUUUCCUGAGGCAAAACUAGACAUCCCUUUGGAAAAACCAGAGGAUACCUUGGCUUCAAGUGAAGAGCCGUGGGUGGCACCUGGAGCUAAGACAUCUGAAGAUUCCAAGUUUGUACAGCCUCAAACUGAAACUCACGAUCUUACCUCAAGCUCAACAACUUCAGAUGAGACGGCAAAAGAGCCCCACACAGCAACAAGUGAUCCUACUCUGGACUCUGUCCCACCUAAAACUCCUAGAACUCCUGAACAGCCAAAGGCAACACUGGCUUCAAGCGAAGCAUCAUUUGAGCCUCAAAAUGUGGAAGUCUUCACCAGUCCUGAAGUACAACCAACAACAACUGCUCCCCAGCAAACUACGUCUAUCCCCACCACACCUAAACGACGCCCCAGACCCAUCACGCCAAAAGUCAAACCUGCCCCAAAACCUGAGACUCUACCAUCAGCACCAUCAACAAAGGCUCCACCAAAGACCAAACGACCAGGUCGCCGCCCCCGUCCUACAACCACACGUAGUCCAGAAACGCCUGAGCCCCAAACGGCUCUGGAACCUGCCACGGUGCCACCGGAGCUCUUGGUACCCACAAAUGUUCCCAAACCAUUCCAGAGACCCAAAGCAACACGCAGGCCAGAGGUACCCAAAACCCAGCCUGCUCCCAUGCAGACACCUGGUACUCCCCACAAGCUCAAAACAACACCACGCCCAAGAAUCCCACCACAACCGCCAGUUCCUAGGGGAUCUCAGCACACUAUUUCCAAACCAAAAAUGCCACCAAGUCCUGAAGUGACAGACACUAAAUCUGUUCCAACAGAUGAACAACUUUCCCAUAAAACAGAUCCCGAGAGCUCUCAUAGCGAAACUGUCCUGCCUCCUGUCACCUCUAGAGCUGAGCCACCAAAGCCAACCAUAGCACCCUUAGAGACACAGGACGUUUCUUCCACACCUGUAAUUUCACCACGACCUAGUCAAGAGGAGCUACAAACCACCUGGGAAGAAACAGACCAUUCUACCCAGGUGAUCUUCACAACUAAGAUUCCACGGACGACUGAAUUGGCAAAGACAACUCAGGCACCACACAGAUUGCACACGACGCCUGUGAGGCCCAGAAUACCUGACAGACCCUAUGCCAGGCCAGUUCUGAACAAAACAACCACAAAGCCUGGUAAAACCAAACCCAAAGUGAUACCCCAUGGAAACGGAGUGGGAACAGGAACCAAGCAAGCACCUAAGCCGUCAAGUACUGGGAGAAAUAUGUCAGUGGACUCACAUGCCACGAAAAAACCAGCCACAAUUCCAGGAACUCGUCGUCCAUUCAUUCCUCCUAGACCUAUGCCCCCUAGACCUAUACCUCCGCAGAGAAAACCUUUGCCACCAAAUAAUGUCACCGGAAAGCCAGGAAGUGCAGGAAUCAUUUCCUCAAGCAGAGUGACUUCCCCACCGCUGAAGGCAACACUCAAACCUACUGGAACAGCCGUAGAGAGAUCAGAGGCAGAGAAAAAGCAUCCAACCACUCCAGCUUCCGAAGAAGAAAUUGGCAGUACGACUGAUUUUAGUUCAAGCCCAACUAAAGAAACUGAUCAUCUUGGGAAGCCCAGAUUCACAGGCCCUCAUGUGCGAUACAUCCCAAAGCCAGACAACAGGCCCUGCUCCAUCACUGACUCCGUCAGACGGUUCCCUACAGAGGAAGCCACAGAGGGGAAUGCCACCAGCCCACCACAGAACCCUCCUACCAACCUCACCGUGGUCACCGUGGAAGGCUGCCCCUCAUUUGUCAUCUUGGACUGGGAAAAGCCACUAAAUGACACUGUCACUGAAUAUGAAGUUAUAUCCAGAGAAAAUGGGUCAUUCAGCGGGAAGAACAAAUCCAUUCAAAUUACCAAUCAAACCUUUUCUACAGUAGAAAACUUGAAACCAGAUACAAGCUAUGAAUUCCAGGUGAAACCCAAAAAUCCACUCGGUGAAGGCCCUGCCAGCAAGACGGUGGCAUUCAGUACUGAAUCAGCUGACCCAAGAGUGAGUGAGCCAAUUUCUGCAGGAAGAGACGCCAUCUGGACCGAAAGACCCUUUAAUUCCGACUCUUACUCUGAAUGCAAAGGCAAACAAUAUGUUAAAAGGACAUGGUAUAAGAAAUUUGUCGGAGUCCAGCUGUGUAACUCUCUGAGAUACAAGAUUUAUUUAAGCGACUCCCUCACAGGAAAGUUUUACAACAUAGGAGAUCAGAGGGGCCAUGGAGAAGAUCACUGCCAGUUUGUGGAUUCAUUUUUAGAUGGCCGCACGGGACAGCAGCUAGCCUCUGACCAGUUACCCACCAAAGAAGGCUACUUCAGAGCCGUUCGUCAGGAACCUGUCCAGUUUGGAGAGAUAGGCGGGCACACCCAAAUCAAUUAUGUCCAGUGGUACGAGUGUGGGACCACAAUUCCUGGGAAAUGGUAGCUGCAGCACAGCUGUUUCCAAAGGAACAAAGAACCCUUUGGAAAGCCUACGGUGUUUGUCACCCCCCACUCCAAGCUCUUUUGUUUACUGUGUAUAAAAGUCUGCAGCCCAAAUGAGAGCAGCACUCGAUGUUCAUUGUUAGAAAAGAUUUCUGAGACGAUUUAUCAGGUUUACAAAGAUGCUUUAAGAAAGCAAGAUAUUAACAUUAAUAGAAUAACAUUUUUUAGGGAAGCGGGCUCCCUAGUCAUGAUAUUUUAAGAGAACAUUUGUAUAUUAUUUAUCACACUGUUGUAAUGUUUUCAGAUACUUUUAUAACAAAAUUAAUGUCAAAAAAUCUUUAAUAUGCUUUAUAAAAAGUAUUUACUUUAUGAAUGUGUACGUGUUGUUGGUGGUGAGUUAAUCCCAUAAAUCUCUACUUAUGGUUUAACUUAUUGGAUCAAAUAAUCUUCAGCGUAGACACGUGAGAGAAAGUGGUUCUAAUAUUUAAAAUUAUGUAAACUUCAAUUUGUUAGCACAGAUGAACAGAUUUUCGCAUUUGAAUAGUUAUGGAUUCAUGCUCACUUCUCCAUAACCUGCCAGCAAAUUACUGAAAAGAAAAAUCUAUAUAAUUUUAUCUCAACCAAACAGCUGAUAAUCUGACGUGCCAAAUGAUAAAUUUUGAUGUUUUGAUUCUGUACCCAUAAUAUUACGUCUAAAAAUACUUUCUCAAACUCUUCCUUUUAACAUUCUUUUGAGCGGCUCUGUGGUCCUAUUCAAGCUGUAUGUAGAGACUGAGUGUGAAGUCAGCAUGGAAAGACAACGCAUGUGAGAUGCUAUUGUUUUAAAUGAUAUAUUAUAUAUUUAUACAUUAAGGCCAUGAAUGAAUGUAUCAGAGGUUGUUUUGUGGACACUGUUUACUCAUGCUGUAACAAAACUUACUCGUUAUGAAGCGGGAGUACAUAUUUUUGGGAGGGAGCAAGAAUAUUAUUGCCUGCCCUGAAAAAACUUUUCUUUAUGUGUAUCUUUCAAUAUGCUCCAGUUUUAUCAAUGCUACAUUUUGUACUUUUCAAGCAAAUAUAAACUCUGCAAUAAAAAGAUAUAGGUUUUUAAAAAGUGAUUUU